Medioppia subpectinata is the source of this 651-nucleotide messenger RNA. The record is from the annotation of a GenBank genome assembly. Lineage: Eukaryota; Metazoa; Arthropoda; Arachnida; Sarcoptiformes; Oppiidae.
GAAUGUGUAGUUCAUAUGGCACAGCCUUUACUACUCGGAUAUCAACUGGGAAUGCGCACUCGAAGUGCCUGCUGUACCCUAAUGUAUAAAAAGUCCCUCAAACUGAACCAAUUAAUGACCGCUAAGCUCACUGACAAUCGGCUCCGGCAUAUGGUUGAGAUCAUAUCCGGUAUGCGAGUCAUCAAAAUGUAUGCCUGGGAACAGCCCUUUGCAGAUAUCGGGGCUGAGGCACGAAAUCAAGAAGUGUCGUGUAUAAAGAGAUCUUGCAUUCUAAAGGCAAUCAACAUGUCGUUGAAUAAUAUGGCAACCAAAUUGAUCUUAUUUACUAGUUUUAUCACCUUGGUACUCACCGGUGAUGUACUGACUGCUAAGACUGUAUUUGUGUCAACGAUGCUAUUUAAUUACUUAAGAACUACUAUGACCUGGUACUUACCACAGGCAAUCAUGUUUGGCGCCGAUUGCAAUCAAUGGCUAAGAAUGACAAAACAAUUGCCAAAAAAUUGCAAACAAUCGCCCGGAGUGUUCAAUAAUAACAUAACCGCCAAAUGGAGUGAUGAGAGCUCGUAUCCAACCCUUCAAAAUAUUUCUACACAUUUAAGACCCGGGGAUUUAUUGGCUGUUAUCGGACCGGUGGGGGCGGGAAAGCUGUAA